Molecule: messenger RNA, 894 nt
Organism: Aspergillus ibericus CBS 121593
Lineage: Eukaryota; Fungi; Ascomycota; Eurotiomycetes; Eurotiales; Aspergillaceae
Exons: 6
Coding region: 1-894 (297 amino acids)
Source: RefSeq, a predicted model, not a curated record
AUGAGCGGUGAUCAACCGGACGGCUAUGGCCAGCCAUUCUUUAUCAUUACCUGGGUCGAGUUUGGCCUGGGCAUCAUUCUAAUGGCUGCUAGAUGCUUCGCUGCCUCGAGAUUGGUCCACAAGAUUGCAACGGAUGUGUAUCUAGCCAUUGCCACAUUUAUCCUUGGAGCUGCAAGCAUGGUAAUGCUCACCCUGGGAGCCUCAUACGGCCUUGGCCUUCCCCAGACCUUGCUCAGCUUCAACGACAGCAAGAUGGCGCUGCUCUAUGGUUGGAUUAAUCAGCUGCUGGCCCUUGUUGCAAUCGGCUUAGGGAAGCUUACCAUGGUCGCAUUCCUCGAGCAAAUUCAAGGCUAUCAUACCAAAGCCCGGUCGAUCUUUUUGUGGUCCCUGGCGGGGAGCAAUCUCAUCGUGAACUGCAUCGCCGCGAUUCUGAUGAUGCUCCAAUGCUCCCCGAGGAGGUUACUCUGGGAGGCAUAUGCAAAGGGGGGCUGUCCUUGGCGGACUCGGAUCCAAAUCUUUGGCUAUAUACAAGGACCUUGGUCCGCUUUUUGUGACUUCCUGCUGGCAUUGUACCCGAUGACUAUCCUUGCGCGGGUACAGGCUUUUUCCAUUCUAACUCGUAUCGGUCUCUGCGCGCUGAUGGGUUGUGGUAUAAUCGCAGGUGCUUGUGCGAUUGUGAAGACAGUUCAAUUAACAAUCUUAACAAGGAUCAAUGAUCCCACUGAGCAACUUGGCACGGUUAUUGUAUGGAACCAGACCGAAAUGUGGGUGGUCUUUAUUGUCAGCUGUAUCCCACCUACGAAAGUCUUCUUCAGGCACAUUUAUCGCCGGGGUUCGAUCCGGUUGGGCUCGCUUGUUGAGCAAAUCCGUCCGCGGGAACAGGAGGUGAAGUAA